AUGUCUCGAUGCCUGAGCAAGAGUCUGAGGGACUACCUGGCGUGGGUGAAUCUCCCGGUUGCCCGCUCCAACUUCUUCAUUACGUAUGACUAUAGACUACGACACCAGAGACAACAGAAUGCACUUACCGCGGAUCUGCUGCGGAGCGUGGCUACGUGUCUUGCAAAGUACCUCCUGGUCGACUACAAGCUGAACGAGUACCCGUACUACGAUCUCACUGUGGUGAACGUGUUCUCCAACUACAGGCAGUCCAUGGAGAUCCUGUCGGCGGCUAUGCGGUACCUGGAACCAGUGGUAGACAGGCAGCUGCUCAGCCGCGUCAAGGUGUACAUGAUGCCCUUAUACCCCAGCCCACAGCAUCCGGGCGAGACCCGACAGGUCUCGGAGAAUGUGUGGGUGUUGGGCGAUGACCAAGCGGUGUUCGGGACACCCGCCACGCUGCAGGACAUGAGGCUGGCCGACCUCCUGCCGCUGGAGUACAGCACCGCCAGCUCAAUCGCCGAGGAAGAUCCCGUGCACGUGGUAAUGUUUGAUGACGUGUUGCAGAACCUUGCCCCGGAUCUGGUACGUGUCCGCCCCGAUUGCGGGAACGUUAACACCAGUGCUGGCGCUGGUGGCAGUGCAAGUGGCAGUGCAAGUGCGGGGGAGUGGGAGCAAUGCUUUGUCAACACCUCGGACAUGUCGCGCACGUACCUGGGCCAGGGCAUGGGAAUGGACCCGCUGUGCGAGCUGGCCGUCCAGCUCUGUUUGCCGCCGGCCGAGAAUGUCGCUUGCGGCACAGAAGUUUACGUGCCGUCACAGGCAGCCCUCUUAUUCAGCCACCUGAAACGACGUUUCCCAGAACACAAGCUUUUUGCCGUAGACAGCUUCGAAGUCACACAUGAGACUAUGUACUUCCGAUGGAAGUCAUGGCUUGCGGCAAUAAUGGGAUUUGGCACCCGUGGAAUCACGGGCACUGGCACUGGCUCAGCCAGUGCACCGUAUGGGAUCGAGAGCAGCAGCCUCGUCCUCGGAUACACCAGCGGUACUGGCACUAGCACUAGCUACAGUCACAGGGCCCUCAAACUCGUACCGAAUGCACACCAGUGCCAAUUGCUAUACACGGGAAUCAACGACGGCCGCAAAGCUUGUACCGUAGAACCUCUAGAUACAUUUAUAGACAAGUGGCGCGGCUCAGAUCUGCCGGCCCCUGAGGCGGGCCCCUUCUCAGUCAUGUACCAAGAGUGA
Messenger RNA from Nakaseomyces glabratus, 1227 nucleotides. RefSeq names its product type II protein arginine methyltransferase. Lineage: Eukaryota; Fungi; Ascomycota; Saccharomycetes; Saccharomycetales; Saccharomycetaceae. The record is from RefSeq and is a predicted model, not a curated record.